AUGCUACGAGGAUUUACUUGCAUAUACAUCCAUGUCAAUGUUAGACAAAUGCACGACACACAAAGAAUGCACGGACGUACCGAGGAUAUACGUUGGCGAACACGAGCUUUGUCCUAUGGAACUGCCCACGCUGUGGUGUAUUUACUGGAGGCUCUGAGUUGUCUGAAGCUGCCCUCGCUAGCUCCGUCUCUCUCUCGCUCUACAUCACUCUUUAUCUCUCCUUCUCCAUCUCUCCGUCCUCGCUUCGAUAGAAAAACACUCGCCGGAGCGGGUCUCCUUCCCCGGCCUAAUUUCUUACCCGACCGUUCACAUUUCACUUGUCCAGGGCGGAUGUCUUCGGCUCAUGUCCGAGCGGGUCCAACGGAGGAAUGCAGCUCUCUCAGAACUGGACAGCCGUACUCGAGGAUACUCGUGAUUAAGAAAGAUUAA
Nezara viridula (southern green stink bug) is the source of this 429-nucleotide messenger RNA. Lineage: Eukaryota; Metazoa; Arthropoda; Insecta; Hemiptera; Pentatomidae. The record is from the annotation of a GenBank genome assembly.